UCCUCGAUUCCUCGAUAGUUCUUUUACGGGCUUUGCCUCCUCCGCUGCCCACUCCUUUCGGCAAUCUCGAUCUCGAGUCUUGGGUGCGUUGCCCUCUCGCUCCCUUGUGCUUGGCCUUUCUUUGGGUGCUCGCAUUCGUCGGCAUGGCAUGGACGGGACAGACCUUUGCACUUUGAAACACCAUACACAAAGCCCUGUAGUCGAGACCUUUUCUCCCUCGUGCCCACUUCUGCGCCCUCUGAGCCCGCUGUGCCCUCUGGCCUCUGUGCUCUCCUCCUUCCACAGGCACCCUCCUCAGGAAGUUCGGAAGGCGGCACACCAUCCGCCAACUGCAAUCUUGCCAGAUCGUGCACGGCAGCUGCGGAGGCGGCACACCCACCGGCAAGUGUACGGCACAGUCCGGAAUCGCGCACACGUUCCGGAAGUCGCAGCCUCAGAAUCCCUGAGCGGGCGCGUCAUUCGGCCAAUCGGACUGAGCGCCGCCGUGGCGUGUAGUGGGCGUGGGCGGUGGCGAACUGUCGGCAGAUUAGCAAGUGGCGAGCGGUCUGUGGCGAUCGCGGCGAUUGCAGCCACAACGGCGGAAACGGAUGGGCAUGUUGCAUGUUACAUGCUUCAUCUGGGCAUCUGGCAUCUGGGCAUCGGCGCAUGGUCUGGCCGCUGGCCGCUGGCCGGCGCAGACGGCAAAACUCUCUGCUCCUCUUGUUGAUCUUGUUCCUCUCCCCUCCGACCCUGCAAAGCCUGCAAAGCUGUCGAAGCUCUGCGCCAGCUGUACCCUGCAGCAACGCCUCACGCUGCUAUUUCCUCGCGCCUCGGCC
Cutaneotrichosporon oleaginosum is the source of this 815-nucleotide messenger RNA. RefSeq lists its product as uncharacterized. The record is from RefSeq and is a predicted model, not a curated record. NCBI's taxonomy places the organism in Eukaryota, Fungi, Basidiomycota, Tremellomycetes, Trichosporonales, Trichosporonaceae.